This is a messenger RNA of Papilio machaon (common yellow swallowtail), 624 nucleotides long. RefSeq lists its product as uncharacterized. The transcript has a single exon. NCBI's taxonomy places the organism in Eukaryota, Metazoa, Arthropoda, Insecta, Lepidoptera, Papilionidae. The record is from RefSeq and is a predicted model, not a curated record. Bases 138 to 494 code for a protein of 118 amino acids.
AGAAGAGCAAUUGUUUCUAUGAAAUAUCAUUCAGUGUGCUAUGUCAAAUCAAGCUUAAUAAUAAUUUAGAUGCAUCACAUUUUUUUCAAAGUGGAAAUUUGGAGUCAUGCUUUAGUAAACCUUUAUUACCUAUAAAAAUGACGACUGAAGAAGCCGCGGAGGCAACGGCGCCCCCGAACCCACCUGGAAGGUUAAUUCUCAAGUACCUGCACGACGUCAAAGAAGGCGCUACCUCUGCGGAAAUUGUGCGAUUUUUAAGAGCGAAUUAUAACAAAUUAGGCAGUGAUGAACUAAAUCAAACUGUGGAGAAAAUCUUAGAAAAUGGAGUAGCUUUAGGGUUUCUAGAGAGAAAAGGCUCCAAUUAUUUGAAUUGGAAAGCGCGAGAGGCGUGCGGGUGCAGAAGACGCAGACGGCGCAGAAGUUGCAGACGGCGACGAAGACGGAUUCGCCGCCGGUACAGGCGGCGCCGACGCAGAGGCUGCGGCUGUCGCUAACCUCCAAUACAUAAUCUAUACCCCAAAAUCUUUCAGUGACCUGUUUAGAUUUUUAAUUUUUUGAUACACAUUAUAUGCUUUAUAUGUUUGUAACAUUAUUUUCGUACUAGAAGUUUUUUUGUUUUUGGAA